This is a messenger RNA of Pogonomyrmex barbatus (red harvester ant), 1015 nucleotides long. RefSeq names its product protein obstructor-E. Gene Ontology annotation, molecular function: chitin binding. The record is from RefSeq and is a predicted model, not a curated record. NCBI's taxonomy places the organism in Eukaryota, Metazoa, Arthropoda, Insecta, Hymenoptera, Formicidae. Gene Ontology annotation, cellular component: extracellular region.
UGGCAAGUAGCCGAAGAGUUGCAGUUUCGCGAGGGCGACCUCGGGCCAUUCCAAAGAGGGACGAAAAAUUAAAUAGCCCAAUUUAGCCCGUUUGCCCGUUUCAGUGAACCUAAGUGCAAUCUAGGAUCAUCGCGCGACGAUCCGGCAAGAAAGCGAGUCGAAAGCGAACCGAAAGAAUGUUCACGUUCGGGAUCCUGCUACUAGGCGCAAUCGCGCUGACACACGCCGCGUUCAAUUGCCCGAACAAGGACGGCCAAUACGAGGACAGCAAGCAAUGCGACAAGUAUUACGAAUGCAUCGACGGCGUGGCGGCGGAGAAGCUGUGCCCGGAUGGUCUCGUGUUCGAUCCCUUGAAUCGCAAGGUCAACAAGUGCGACCACGUCUUCAACGUCGACUGCGGCGACCGUCUCGAAUUACAACCCCCGCAGCCAACGAAGAAAUGUCCGCGAAGAAAUGGUUUCUUCGCGCAUCCCGACCCGACAGUGUGUAACGUUUUCUAUAACUGCAUCGAUGGAGAGGCAAUCGAGAUCACGUGCACCACCGGGUUGCACUUUGACGAAUACAGCGGAACUUGCGUGUGGCCGGAUAGUGCAGGUCGCGAGGGCUGUGGAGUCAUGGGCAAGAAGCUGAAGGAUGGCUUUGAGUGUCCAACUGAAAGCCAAGUCGACAGCAGGGGCAUGCUAAUUGACCAUCCCAAAUUCGCGCACCCUGAAGACUGCCAGAAAUUCUAUGUGUGCCUGAACGGUGUGACGCCACGCGAGCAAGGUUGCAGCGAUGGCACCGUUUACAACGAGGAACAGCAAAGGUGUGAUGCACCCGAGAACGUCCCCGGAUGCGAGGACUGGUACAAGGACGACGUUAAGAAGCCGUAAGGAAGUCGUCUACACUCAUCUGUCCCGCAUCGGGACGCCGCACGUUCACUUUUAAUCACGUGUCACCCCCUUCGCCCAGCGUGUAACUUCAUGUGUGUGUUUAGCCAUUUGAAUGUCUUGGAAUACAUUUUAUUUUUACUUUA